AUGUUUGCGUCGACCCAGCAUGCUGGCCUCAUUGCCCUCGUAGCAUGUCUCGCCCUAUCGUCAACGCACAUUACCGCUGCGCAAACCGAAGAUGAGGAUCUCGGGACCGCAUUGUCAUCGCAGAAGAACCUGUCGAAAUUUUAUGGGCUGAUUAAGAUUGUCGCCCCCUCGAAUGCCGCAUUCGAGAACAUCCCGGGCACAUCUCUCUACGGCAUCUGGGAUCCAAAGAACGCCUCGAUGACAGUGCCGAUCCUUGAGUACCAUCUCCUCAAGGGCAUCGUCGACACCGAGGACCUCGCGCCAGGGCCUUCCAUCUCUGCAGCCACGCUCCUCACUUCGCCGACCUGGACCAACGUCUCGGCCGGCCAGAACGUCGUCCUGGCUCGGCAGCCUGGCGACGUCGUGGUCGACAACCUCCUCAUCCCGCCGACGCCGCUCAGCGAGACGCUGCAGACCUUUGGCCUCGACGCCCUCGGCGCCGACGCGUUGCGCGACCUGGUGCGCUACCACGUCGUCCGCGGCCGGGGGGCCGCCUCAGCGACGCUGACGAACGGGACGCGCCUCGCUGCCGCCGAGGGCAGCGACGUCAGCGUGCGCAGGGCCGGGAACAACCUGUUCGUCAACUCGGCGCAGGUCGUGCAGCCGGACAUCCUCAUGGCGAACGGCGUGGUCCACGUCCUUGACAACGUGCUCAACCCGCGGGCGGCGGCGGCGGUGCCGGACCCGGAUUCGCGAGGACUGUCCUGCGACGACAGCCGGGGCGGGCUCCGAGGGUGCUGGGCGGAGCACGGCGAGGCGCACGACUACGGAUGGGGUGAGCGGGCCGACGGCGAGUCCGGAUGCUGCGGGCAGGGGGUUUGA
This is a messenger RNA of Verticillium dahliae VdLs.17, 861 nucleotides long. RefSeq lists its product as uncharacterized. The record is from RefSeq and is a predicted model, not a curated record. The transcript has 4 exons. NCBI's taxonomy places the organism in Eukaryota, Fungi, Ascomycota, Sordariomycetes, Glomerellales, Plectosphaerellaceae. The coding region runs from base 1 to 861 and encodes 286 amino acids.